GUCCGUCCUUAAUCCUUCCCUCCCUUCGUCUAUCUAUUUGACUAUAUCUCUCUCUCCUCCUUCCGCUUCUCAGCCUUGCUCUUCCGCCCGCCCACGUAUGUUUCCGCCAUCUCUCUUGCCCUGACAUCACAACUGACAAGAAUUCGAGGGCUACUCGUUGAUGUUCCCUUAGAGAAAAUCAUCAUCGAUUUCAGUUACUUUUUGUCCUCUGUACAUUUCUCUAUCUCCUCCGUCGGUCUCUACCUUAGACAGAGCGGUAGCGGGUUACCUGUCUGGGGGACACUCACAGCUAUGGGUAAUUGGAAGAAUCGCCCGUCUCGGAGAUGGCACUAUAAUCAAGAUAGACGACCUCCCAAAUCGUAUUACGAUUCUCACCCUCCUACUUGUCAAGAGUAUGUUGAGGAUGGUGUUCCUGUAUGGGAAAAGGAGUUCUGUUAUGCUGUUGGUGCAGUACCUUGGCAUAAGGUUGUAGAUGCCAAGAAGUUCUCCUACUGCCAAAGUCAGGUCCUCAAAUGGGAUGACUCAGCCGGAAAAGAGGCAUUUCAUAAUGCCAAAAAACGUUACUGGGCAGUUAUUAAUGGUCUCCCAUGCGACGUACCUCCACCGGAUCCUAAUGCUUGUAUUGAUGAAAUAAAUUGGAAUCCUUAUAUUGACGCUGAACUGAUUCGAGAAUUGGAGCAAGAGUAUUUUGCUCCAGUUGAUGACGAGAGGAACUUCGGUAAUAGAAAGAAAAAGACCAAGAACUUGUUCUCUCAUCCGCUAGAAGGUUGUAGUAUGAAUCCUGGAGACGAUGCGGUGAACCCUUGGGGGGCUCAGAACUUUGUGCAAAUCAGUAGUGCUGCUGUCAAUGCUGAAUGUCAAGGCUGGGGGGAUCAGUGGGAUGAUAACCUGAAAGAAUCUAAUGAUUCAAAUAAAGCUGAUAAUAACCCCUGGGAGAAGGCCUGCCAUCAAGGAGAUGAAGCUGUAGACGGGAGCAGAGGCUGGCCAGUUUUAGGUGAUAAUUCAUUGGGAUGGAACCCUUCUUCUGUCUAUGUUGCUACAAAAUCGAAUGGUUGGGUGAGUGGAGGCAAUACUUGGGAGGGCAACGGUGAAGCUACUAGUAUCCCUUCUAAGACUGAUGGUUGGGGUGAAUUUCGGGAUCGGUCUUGGGGUGAUAAUCGAUAUCAUCCAAGAAGACUGAAAAAUGGUCAGCAACCUAGGGAAGGCAGCUUUGAAGCUAGUGGUACUCAGAAUGAUAGUGGAUGGAGAAAUAAAAGCAGCAGUCAAGCAUGUGUGGGGAAAAAAUGGGAUGAACAUGCUGCUGAGGAACCCAAAAACUCGAACUAUAGAAAGCCAGGUUGGGGAACCUGGAAUAAGGAUUCCUGGAGGAAUGAUGGCGGCCAUCAAGAUGGAACAGGAUACAGCAGGACACGACCUAGGUUUGAUGAUGGUAACUACGAAUAUCGAGCAGGCGGUCACCCUUGGAGGGGUAAGAAGAGGGUAAGUUUUGGUUAUAGCUAAGUAAAAGCAUUUUGUAGAGUAUAUAUAGAAUGUGCCCUUUUGUUAUGUGGGACGAGAGAGUGUCUUGUGGCUUACGUUGUGUUUAUGAAGAAGUGUCUUACGGCGACUUCCCAUCUCCAUCAUCCAAGUAAGUGUUCACUGUGUGUUUUUGCUGCUGAUCAUGACGCAGUUCAGCGUUCUGUAUUUGAUGUCGCAGUUUUGUCUGGUGUCGAAAUUCAUUAAACUAAAAUCAAAUAACCUGUAAUUUGGAUGACGGAAAGACGCACGCUUCCAUAGCUAUAACAAGUUGGUACGUUUUCGAGUG
Messenger RNA from Linum tenue, 1804 nucleotides. Lineage: Eukaryota; Viridiplantae; Streptophyta; Magnoliopsida; Malpighiales; Linaceae. The record is from the annotation of a GenBank genome assembly.